Drosophila busckii is the source of this 1130-nucleotide messenger RNA. Its product is annotated as delta(3,5)-Delta(2,4)-dienoyl-CoA isomerase, mitochondrial. The record is from RefSeq and is a predicted model, not a curated record. Gene Ontology annotation, cellular component: mitochondrion. Bases 83 to 1021 code for a protein of 312 amino acids. The transcript is spliced from 4 exons. NCBI's taxonomy places the organism in Eukaryota, Metazoa, Arthropoda, Insecta, Diptera, Drosophilidae. Gene Ontology annotation, molecular function: delta(3,5)-delta(2,4)-dienoyl-CoA isomerase activity.
GAAUUAACAGUGCUAGCUUCAGACAGAGAGGAGAGCAACUAUAAAUAUAAACAUAAACGUAUCAAUUGUUUUAACUUAAAUCAUGUCGCUACAUAAGUUAACUGGCGUAAUAAGAGUAGCACCCAGAGCAGCCGCUAUGCAACUCCUGCCGCAGCGAAACUAUACAAGCCACAACGCCAAGUCUGACCAUGAGGCACACUUCAAGCACUUGGCUCUAAGCACACCCAAGCCUUUUGUCUUUCAUGUCGAGCUGAAUCGGCCUAGCAAGCUAAAUUCGCUGAGUCGUGAAAUGUGGAUCGAGAUCAAGGAAUGCUUUGAGCACUUGGCCAUAAAUCCCGACUGCCGCGCCAUUGUAUUGACCGGUGCGGGCAAACAUUUCUGUGCCGGCAUAGAUCUGACGUCCAUGAUGAGCAUGGGCCAGAUAAUGGCCGAAACGGAUGAUGUAGCACGCAAGGGCAUUGUUCUGGAGCGCACUAUUAAGCUAUAUCAGGAUUCAAUUAGCUCCGUGGAGCGUUGUCCCAAGCCAGUGAUUAUGGCUGUGCACAAGGGCUGCAUAGGCGCGGGCGUGGACUUAAUAACAGUCGCGGACAUACGCUAUAGCACACAGGAUGCGUUUUUCCAAGUGAAAGAGGUGGACAUUGGCAUGGCGGCCGAUGUAGGCUCACUACAGCGUCUGCCCAAGGUCAUAGGCAGUCAGUCCCUGGCGCGUGAGCUUUGUUUUACGGGACGUCGCUUCGAGGCAGCUGAGGCGCAGCACUGUGGCCUGGUUAGUCGCACCUUUGACGAUAAGGAAGCCAUGUUGAGUGGCGCCCUGGCGCUGGCAGAAGAAAUUGCCAGCAAAAGUCCCAUUGCUGUGCAGACAACCAAGGAAAGCAUGGUCUAUUCGCUGGAGCACACCAAUCAGGAGGGACUCGAUCACAUUCGCCUUAUCAACAAGCUGCAUCUGCAAUCGGAGGACUUUGCCCAGGCGGUGGCUGCUCAGCUAACCAAAGAUGAGAAGCCCGUGUUUGCCAAGCUCUGAAAACAACAACAUUUAAAAUAAAUUAAAUUAAGUCUGAAAAGCAGAAACCUUAAUCAUUGUUAUAUGACAAAAAUUACAUUUUGUUAUUAUAAUUUGAGAGCUGAGCAUU